AUUAUUCUUUUUGCUCUCACUCUUUAAAAUCAAGCUGAGUUUUUAUUUUUAAUCAGUCAAUAUAUUAGUGCGCUCUUACCAUUCAUUCAUACUGCAAUGUGUGAUUGUUUACGUUUAUCACACAGCUAACUAACGCUACUCUUAUAGUCUGCACGCAUGAAAUGGCGAUAAAAGCCGCUUCAUUUCUUGGUUUCUCUUUUGAGUGUAUUUAAAUGCCAGACUUCUGUUCAGCUGUGUGUUUAGUAGUGGAGCGGGCGUCAAUGCCAGCACACCUUGCUGGUUAGCUAAUGUAGCCCACCAGCUCACAUUAAGUUACCUGUCAAAGUCUUACCUGUUCGGAUGGAUAAAGUGUAGGAAAACCUGAAUUGGACAGGAGGGGUGAGUCUGAGGAAUCUGGUGAUGAUGAGACCAAGAGGAAGAGUCUCAAUGGAGAGGUCGACUCCUUGCAAGCUCCUACGACUGUACCUGAGGAGUCACCUGUUGACAUGGACACCAUAACCUUAGACCCAGAUGAGGAGGAUGUGGAUCUGGUCCACUGUCGCAUUGGGAAGAUUGAGGGUCUGGAGGUUCUUCGGAAGGCACAGACAAUUUCUCUUAGGCAAAACCUCAUCAAAUGCAUUGAGAACUUGGACAGCCUCGUCUCAUUGAGAGAACUCGAUCUUUAUGACAACCAGAUCCGCAAACUAGAGAAUCUUCAGGCCCUAACAGAGCUCGAGCAGCUAGAUGUAUCGUUCAACUUGCUGAGGAAGAUUGAGGGAUUGGAGUACCUCACAAAAAUCAAGAAGCUCUUCCUGCUUCAUAAUAAGAUUACAAGCAUUGCCAACCUCGAUCAACUGACGAGCCUCCAGAUGCUUGAGCUGGGCUCUAACCGCAUCAGGGUUAUUGAGAAUCUGGAUUCUCUUACUACUUUGGAGAGUUUGUUCCUUGGCACGAAUAAAAUCACUCAGCUACAGAACCUUGAUGGAUUGCACAGUCUGACGGUUCUCAGUAUCCAGAGUAACCGCAUCACGAAGUUGGAAGGACUCCAGAAUCUUGUGAACCUGCGCGAGCUUUACUUGAGUCAUAAUGGCAUUGAAGUCAUUGAGGGCCUGGAAAACAAUAAAAAGCUGACAACUUUGGAUAUCGCUGCAAACAGGAUAAAAAAGAUUGAAAGUAUCAGCCAUUUGACUGAAUUAAAAGAAUUUUGGAUGAAUGACAACCAAAUUGAUAACUGGGCAGACUUGGAUGAACUCAAGAACGUCAAAGGUCUAGAGACUGUCUAUCUGGAGAGAAACCCUCUGCAGAAGGACCCUCAAUACAGACGCAAGAUCAUGUUGGCUCUUCCCAGUGUCAGGCAGAUAGAUGCCACCUUCAUCCGUUUCUGAUCAUCCACCUUAUUGUGCCCUCCCUCACCCAAACCAUCCACCACAUAUUAUAAACGCACCACUACCAUAUUACCCUCAUGGACACCGUCUGCCCUAUUUAUCUCUCUUAUUUAAUUUUUAACAACAAAAAAGAAGAAUCUCACACUCCCAGUGUUGCCAUUCCAUGUGCUGGCACCUUUUACUCACACAGAGACUAUAUACCUAUGCUCUGACUUACGCUAUAGUGUGAAUGCUUGUUAAUUUAUUUUCAGUUUAGGACCUGAUCAGUCUGAACUCAAAGGAGCCUGUUGCUCGGAAAAUAUAUCAGCGCUAAAUCUCGCUGCCCUUAGCAUUUUGGUUAGGAAAUCAUUUCAUCAUAGUUACACCUUCUCUCUUUCAUCAAUUUAAAAUCAGAAGUUUCCACCCUGUAUGAUUUACAUUAGGCUUAUUUACUAUACGAGGUGGUAAAAAGGUCAGAAUCCGCGAUGCAUUCAGGUAUUAAAGAUGGCUAUGAGGAACUUCUUAUUCUUUGAUGUGAUCAGGGACAAUUUCUUAUGGAUUCUGUUUGCAUAUCAGUUCUGUUUCUGGUUGUAGCAGUAUGGCUGGUUGAAAUGGCAUGACGCAUAUUGUUCACUCUUCAUUAAUACUGAAUAUUAUUAGAGAUUAAUUCCAUUAUAAACUAAGGUUAUGCCACACAAUCUUAAGGGAUUUUAGUGAUUAGUAUUUUUUUAAUUCCUUUUUUUGUGAAAAAUUAAGUAUCACAUGCACUCAAAAUAUUCACACAGAAACACCUCAUAUUGUUGUAUGAUCUGCAGAGUUGUUUUCUUCACCCGCGAUAGGCGGUGAAGGGAAGAGGCCACAGUGUGGUGACUGUGUUUGGCCACGCCCAUUUACCAGGAGGGGUUUCACUCAGCUGAUUCUUUAUGGAAUGAACCCAGUCCCUUUAAAAGGGUUAAAGAACAACUGCAUAGGAUUGCUUUUAAUUUGCUAGAAUUUUCACUUUGUUUUACAAGCUUGGUUGACUGUUUUGAAUUGAAUGUACUAUAAAUAAACUGAAUUUGAACAGUG
Onychostoma macrolepis is the source of this 2411-nucleotide messenger RNA. It is a transcript of the gene ppp1r7, whose product is annotated as protein phosphatase 1, regulatory (inhibitor) subunit 7. The transcript is spliced from 10 exons. Gene Ontology annotation, molecular function: protein binding. The record is from RefSeq and is a predicted model, not a curated record. The coding region runs from base 486 to 1364 and encodes 292 amino acids. Lineage: Eukaryota; Metazoa; Chordata; Actinopteri; Cypriniformes; Cyprinidae.